Molecule: messenger RNA, 2868 nt
Organism: Geosmithia morbida
Lineage: Eukaryota; Fungi; Ascomycota; Sordariomycetes; Hypocreales; Bionectriaceae
Product: SWI/SNF-related matrix-associated actin-dependent regulator of chromatin subfamily A3
Exons: 8
Coding region: 1-2868 (955 amino acids)
Molecular function (GO): ATP-dependent chromatin remodeler activity; ATP binding; hydrolase activity, acting on acid anhydrides, in phosphorus-containing anhydrides
Source: RefSeq, a predicted model, not a curated record
AUGCCUCCCGCUAAACGCCAUCUUGGGUUCAUCGACCUCACCGGCGAUGACGAUAACUCCAACCCUCCGAAGAGGCAGACGCCAACACCAACGACAUCGGAACUCUCCAGGGCACCGUAUCGAUCAGAGGCAUACUCCCUUCCUGCCAACCCUCAUAAUGUUGCUGCCUUUGGAACUUCGCAGGAUGAUGCACAACAUCGACGACCUGCUGCCUACACGACACAGACGGUGGAGCCGGAUGCAUUCGAUUUGACGCAAGAUGAUGACGGACCGCCUAGUGAGCUGUACUGUACUCUCGAAUGCAAGAUUGUGGGUAUCAGAUUCUACAAUGGAUAUGCCUGUCCUGGCGAGAUUGUGCUCUGCCAGAGACAAGCCGACAAUCAGUACGACUCGAAUGCCAUACGUGUAGAUAACGUCAUGGGCCACCAGAUCGGUCACCUACCGCGCAAGCUAGUUGAGAAGCUCGCGCCUUAUAUUGUAGGUCUCCUGAUGCGCUUCUUCAGGACCACAUCCGACCGAGGGGACAUCACCCUGGAAGCCCAACUCACUGGCGAAAAGGGAAUGUUCGAGUGCCCGGCGAGGCUGGGCCUGUAUGGCCCCAGCGAUGUCAGACGUCGUGCCUCCAUCGAGGCCUCCCUGAAGAAAGACAAGCUCGCCAGGGCGACGCAGCUUAAGAAGACCAAGGCCGAGAUCGACAGGAAGCGCAUAGUGGGCCUUCAUAAUGGCGGGUCCACCGCCGGCUUCAUGCCCACGGCCACAGAAGCCGAUGCGCAACAGGCAACCCUGUCCGUCGAGGAGCUCGCCAGGAUUAGCGAGGCCGUCGACAUGAGGCAGGGAGACAGUGACCGGUUCAAGGCGCUGGCGAUGGGUGAGAAGGAGCUAUCCAGGAUGCCGAUGGGUGUGCAACCCCCGCAGCUCAAGUCGACUCUAUUGCCGUAUCAGCUUCAGGCCCUGUACUGGCUGAUAGAAAAGGAGGACCCCAAGUUGCCGGAGAGGGGUUCAUCCGACACAGUCCAGCUCUGGAGACACCAAGCCAAUGGACGUUACCGCAACGUAGCAACCGACUACUGUCCCAUCAGCCCGCCCGUGCUCCUCUCCGGCGGUAUCCUGGCCGACGACAUGGGACUCGGCAAGACGCUCGAGAUGAUCAGCCUGAUCCUGACGCACCCCGACGGCCGCAGCGAAGACGGGCCCACGCUCAUCGUCGCCCCCGUCAGCGUCAUGAGCAACUGGGAACAGCAGAUUCGUCGACACGUCCUGCCCGACCACCAGCCCCGCGUCAUCGUGUACCACGGUCAGAAGAAGCCCCCGCCGGGGACCAAGCUGACCGACUAUGACGUCGUCAUCACCAGCUACGGGAAGCUCACGACCCUCGACCCGGCGCUGUUGUCCGCCGACGUCGAGUGGCGUCGCCUCGUUCUCGACGAGGGUCACAUCAUUCGCAAUGCCAAGACGAAGAUGGCCCUCGCUGCGUGUAGAGUCAGGGCUAAAUCUCGAUGGGUCCUAUCUGGAACUCCAAUCAUCAACUCCGUCAAGGACCUCCACUCCAUCAUCAAAUUCCUCCGCAUAACGGGAGGAAUAGAGAAGCUCGAAAUCUUCACCACGGUGGUGACGCGCAAGUUAGGAGACGGCUCGGGCGUAGGGGAAGCUCUCCUCCAGGGCAUCAUGCGUGACCUGUGCCUCCGUCGUCGUAAAGACAUGUCCUUUAUCGAUCUCAAGCUCCCCGAGAAGAAGGAGUUUAUUCAUCGCAUCAGCUUUCGGGAAGAAGAGAAGCGAAAAUACGAUGCUCUACUAGCCGAGGCCAAGGGCGCCCUCGAACAGUUCAACUCUGCAACCGUAGCGGCAGAUAAGUCAAGGGGUCGCUUCACCAAUGUCCUAGAACGGCUUCUCCGUCUUCGUCAGAUCUGCAAUCACUGGACCCUGGCCAAAAAUAGGGUAGAUGAAUUGAUGAAGCUGCUCUCCUCGGACGGCGAUGUCGUCGAGCUGACAGACAAGAACCGCCGCCUCCUUCAGCAGGCUCUGACCCUGUACAUCGACCAGCAGGAGGACUGCGCCAUCUGCUUUGACGGUACCACGUCCCCCGUCAUCACCCACUGCAAGCACGUCUUUUGCCGCUCGUGCAUCACCCGCGCCAUCGAGCUCCAGCAUAAGUGCCCCAUGUGUCGAAACCCACUCGACCAGAGUCAACUUCUAGAGCCUGAGCCUGAGUCAUCAUCAUCCCCCGAUGCAGCAGCAGCAGCAGCAGCGGACCCCUUUGAUCCGGAGAUGCAGAGCUCCAAGACGGAAGCGAUGCUGCAGAUCGUCCGCGCCACGGUGCAGAAACCGGCCUCCAAGAUCAUCAUCUUCUCCCAGUGGACCUCCUUCCUCAACAUCAUCCAGACCCAACUGGUCGCCUCGCGCAUCAAAUGCGCCCGCAUAGACGGGUCCAUGACGACCGACAGCCGGGACCGGGCGGUCGACGCCCUCGACAACGACCCCGACACUCGUGUCCUGCUCGCCAGCCUGGCCGUCUGCAGUGUCGGUCUCAACCUCGUCUCUGCUGAUACCAUAAUUCUAGCAGACAGCUGUGUGUUCCACCAUCUGAUUGCUCAUGAUGCCCACCGCCCCCUUUCGAAACAGAGCACUGACAAACAAGACAUAGGGUGGGCCCCCGCCAUCGAGGAUCAAGCCAUCGACCGUGUCCACCGUCUGGGUCAGACGCGCGAUACUACGGUGUGGCGUCUCGUCAUGGAGGGCACGGUCGAGGAGCGCGUCCUGGAUAUCCAGCUUGAGAAGCGCAAGCUCGUCGACAAGGCUUUCCAGGAGCGGAGGGGCGCCAAAGAGGCAAAGACGACGCACGUCGCUGAUGUACAAAGACUUCUCGCUUGA